CAACACUACUAUAUAACAAAUAAUUUGAGGGUCUGUAAUGGCACAGCAACUAGUUAAGAGGGUCACCACGCACCCCACCCUUAGCCGGGGGACAUUCCGACUGCUCACCAUAGCAACCGCUCCAGCACCCUCUGAAGAGAAGGUUGAGAGGUACAAGUCACCUUAUCUCAUUUUUAACAAGGAUGAUCCUCUUAACUUGGACAGCUUGCUUACUGAGGAGGAGAAGAUGAUCAGGGACCAGAUGUAUGAGUACAGUCAGGACCGUCUCAUGUCACGUGUUACCCAAGAGUUCCGUAACGAAACAUUCGACAAGAACUUCUUCAAGGAGUUGGGAGAGUUGGGGGUUCUGGGGCCCACUAUUCAGGGGUACGGGUGUGCGGGGACUAGCUCUGUUGCUUACGGGCUUAUCACUAGAGAGAUCGAGAGAGUGGACAGUGGAUACAGAAGUGCCAUGAGUGUUCAGAGUUCCCUGGUUAUGUGGCCUAUUUACGCGUACGGUACUGAGCAACAGAAGGACAAGUACAUACCAAAACUAGCUUCCGGAGAGUUUAUUGGAGCAUUUGGUCUAACAGAGCCCAACCACGGAUCAGAUCCUGCCAGCAUGGAAACUACUGCAGUGUACGAUAGUGGCACUGGGGAGUACGUUAUGAACGGCACCAAAACUUGGAUCAGCAACUCCCCAAUAGCUGACGUGUUUGUAGUCUGGGCUCAGUGCGAAGGAAGGAUUAAGGGCUUCAUUGUUGAGAGAGAUAUGGCUGGGUUGACGACACCUAAGAUUGAGGGCAAGUUUUCACUGCGAGCCAGUGUUACGGGCCAGAUAGCUAUGGACGAUGUCAGAGUGCCUGCUGCUAAUCUUCUGCCUAAAAUUGACGGAUUAGGGGGUCCAUUCGGUUGUUUGAACAAUGCGAGAUACGGAAUAGCCUGGGGAACUAUGGGAGCAGCUGAAGCCUGUUUUGACGUGGCCCUGCAGUACUCUCUGGACAGGUGCCAGUUCGGAAAACCACUGGCUAAGAACCAGUUGAUUCAGAAGAAGUUUACAGAUAUGUCUACUGAUAUUGCACUGGGUCUACAGGGAUGUUUGCAGCUUGGCCGACUCAAAGAUCAGAACAUGGCUGCCCCAGAAAUGAUAUCGAUGAUGAAGCGUAACAAUUGUGGAAACGCUCUGGACAUCGCCAGAAAAUGUCGAGAUAUCUUAGGAGGUAACGGAAUAUCAGACGAAUACCACAUUAUCAGACAUGUUCUGAACCUCGAAUCAGUCAACACUUAUGAAGGUACACACGACAUCCACGCGCUGAUAGUUGGCCGUGCCAUAACCGGACUUCAGUCAUUCUUCUAAACGCAAAGAUAUGAGACAUGACCCUCAAUUAUUGUGUUAAAACUCACCACGAUACUGAAUAUCUUGUGUCGUUAUUAGAGAGAUAUAAAUAUUUCAAAAUAAAUGGAGAGUAUAGUUAUCAGAUUAUCAUACUAUACUGAUGUAAAACAGAAGACAAUUUAGCUCUUGGGCUUGAAUUAUGAGAAGCAAAAUUAAACAGAAUGUAGCUUACUUUGAAAAGUGACCCUUUUUGGUUUUUAGGUUCAUACUGAACAACAUUUGAAUCGGAAAUUGUCGUAUAAAGGAUUGUUAUAUUUUUAUUUAACGUUUGUUUCAAUAGAAAGUGAGCUUUUGCAAAAAAAAUCUGUAAUCUAGGGAAGAGUUCCAAAUAAAUUACUUAUUUUAUUGAUAAUAGAUAUCCAAGAUUUAUUGGUUGCUCUUGCAAAAGCGUAUGAUCCAUUAAUUCCCAUUUACUUCUUUUCUAGUGGUACUUAUAACAUCGAUUUUAAUCAGUGAAAGAUGUUCGUUCAAGAUUAUUUAUUGUUCCUAUGCUAUGGUUA
Molecule: messenger RNA, 1875 nt
Organism: Bolinopsis microptera
Lineage: Eukaryota; Metazoa; Ctenophora; Tentaculata; Lobata; Bolinopsidae
Product: glutaryl-CoA dehydrogenase, mitochondrial-like
Exons: 11
Coding region: 38-1336 (432 amino acids)
Biological process (GO): fatty-acyl-CoA biosynthetic process; fatty acid beta-oxidation using acyl-CoA dehydrogenase
Cellular component (GO): mitochondrial inner membrane
Molecular function (GO): flavin adenine dinucleotide binding; glutaryl-CoA dehydrogenase activity; fatty-acyl-CoA binding
Source: RefSeq, a predicted model, not a curated record